Acinonyx jubatus (cheetah) is the source of this 2333-nucleotide messenger RNA. RefSeq names its product zinc finger protein 32 (gene ZNF32). Gene Ontology annotation, molecular function: RNA polymerase II cis-regulatory region sequence-specific DNA binding; DNA-binding transcription factor activity. The transcript has 2 exons. The coding region runs from base 1398 to 2144 and encodes 248 amino acids. Lineage: Eukaryota; Metazoa; Chordata; Mammalia; Carnivora; Felidae. The record is from RefSeq and is a predicted model, not a curated record. Gene Ontology annotation, biological process: regulation of transcription by RNA polymerase II.
UCUCACAGAGGAUUCCUUUGUAGCUUCUACUCCAAAUUGGAAGUGAGGCCUCCAAAUACAAGUUUUUUGGGUUUUUUGGUUUUUUCCAAAUACAAGUUUUAAAUGCCUCUCCAGUCAAAACAACACGUAGCCAAGUGUACAGCUGUCAAGUGUAGCAUUUGUUUACUUUAACAAAACAAAGCACUGUAGCAUCACACUGCUAUUGCAUUAAAUCAGGAGGCGAGCAUUUUGAUGAAAUAUAUUAGAUGGAAAUAAGGAUUAUACAUUGAACCACUGCAUAAAGUGUAAGAAUUCGGUAAUGAGGAUCCUAAAGUAAGAAGGAAAUACUCAAAAAAAAAAAAGGGAGGGGGAGGGAUAGAAAAAGAUAAUAUGGAGCAAGAGGAUUCCUAGGAUCUUGAAGACUAGUAAAAUCUGGUCAAGCACUGUUACAUUCGAUUCCUUUUUAUAAAAAUUCUCACCAGCUCUUUAGUGAUUAGAGAACUGUCUAGUGUAAGGGCAUAGACUUUGGACCUCAAAAGUCUUUAAUUUGAUCCUUUGCCUAUCGUUGACUCCUUAUCGGCUCUGAGAAUUGGAGCAGGUUACUGAUCCUAGUUGGAGUACCUUGGCUUGGUUUUGGGAGUCUGGGGUAGGUCUUCCUUUUCCAAGAAUUGACAAGUAUUUACACAUAGAAUUGGUAUUCUCAUACCUUGAAGAAUAGGAGAGGGCAGUCUGGAUCUGGAACCUCCUAAAUAUUGCUAAAAGGUAAACAUACGAGAUCUCUUGUUCUGUCCUUAUAACCUAGGGGGAUCUGGAGGGGAGAGCUAGAGCCAUUUGCAUCCUAAAACCAAUCAUGAAGGCUGAAAUGUUGGGUUUUUUUAGAUUCUGAAUUCCUUUGGAGGCUUGAAGGAUAAAAGAGAAGGUGGUUAGAUGGGGAAAGGAAGUGGGAGAUCCCAAUCACAUGCCAAGGCUAAAGUACAAACAGGAGUGACCAUUAUCUUGGGAUUGGCAGGAAGAGAUUUAUGUUUAUGUGUUCUCUGCUUUCCCACCUCGUGUUUCCAGUUUGACUCAUUUAUGUGUGGUCAUGGCACCUUUUGGCCAACUUUGCAGUCACAUUAUAGGUGACUUAGAUUAUAUCAGUCCAGAUUUCCUCCAUUUACUCACCCCAAACUGGAGCUCAUGUUGACUUUAUCCUUCUCACUUGUCAAUUCUCCUGCCCUUUCCUGUUUGUUUUUGUUGUUGUUUUUUGUUUGUUUGCUUUUUCCUCCUCAGGUGUUCAAGAACAGCCCAUGGAAGAAUCAUAUGAAGAGGUGGUGAUUAAGGUCAUACGGCAGGCGUGGACAUGUUUGGAUUUCCAACAGCUACCCUGCUGGACUGUCACGGAAGAUAUGCUCAGAAUGUAGCAUUUUUCAGUGAAUGUGAUGACAGAAGCCCACCACAAAUAUGACCACUCUGAGGCCACAGGAUCCUCAAGCUGGGAUUUCCAGAAUUCUUUCAGAAGGGAGAAGCUGGAACAAAAAUCCCCAGAUUCUAAGACACUACAGGAAGAUUCACCUGGAGUGAGACAGAGGGUCUAUGAGUGUCAGGAAUGUGGAAAAUCCUUCAGGCAAAAAGGUAGUCUAACCCUGCAUGAGAGAAUCCACACCGGUCAAAAGCCCUUUGAGUGUACCCAUUGUGGAAAAAGCUUCAGGGCCAAAGGCAAUCUUGUCACACAUCAGCGAAUACACACAGGAGAGAAGCCCUAUCAGUGCAAGGAGUGUGGGAAAAGCUUUAGUCAACGAGGUAGUCUGGCCGUUCACGAAAGACUCCACACUGGACAGAAACCGUAUGAGUGUGCUAUUUGUCAGAGAAGCUUCAGGAAUCAAAGUAACCUUGCUGUUCAUAGAAGAGUUCACAGUGGUGAAAAGCCCUAUAGAUGUGAUCAGUGUGGAAAAGCCUUCAGUCAGAAAGGAAGCUUAAUUGUUCACAUCAGAGUCCACACAGGCCUGAAACCCUAUGCCUGCACACAGUGCAGGAAGAGUUUCCACACCAGGGGGAAUUGCAUCCUGCACGGCAAAAUCCACACAGGAGAGACACCCUAUCUGUGUGGCCAGUGUGGGAAAAGCUUUACUCAGAGGGGGAGUCUGGCCGUGCACCAGCGAAGCUGCUCACAAAGACUCACCCUUUGACCACUCUCUUCAAAUGAAGUUCUCUUUAUGAAUUAAAAGUACAAAAUCCUCAGAUCGAGCAACCUAUCCAAUUCUAUGGAAUGAAUGCAGACUCUUUCAGAAAGACCAUCAUUGGGUAGGGCAUACUGACUUUUCUCCUUUCCCCCAAAUGAAUAUGAAAAAUAAAUGUCUUGUUUAUUAUCAUUAUCA